This is a messenger RNA of Bombina bombina (fire-bellied toad), 2592 nucleotides long. RefSeq names its product prominin 2 (gene PROM2). NCBI's taxonomy places the organism in Eukaryota, Metazoa, Chordata, Amphibia, Anura, Bombinatoridae. The record is from RefSeq and is a predicted model, not a curated record. The coding region runs from base 1 to 2592 and encodes 863 amino acids. Gene Ontology annotation, molecular function: cholesterol binding. Gene Ontology annotation, cellular component: microvillus; prominosome; cilium. The transcript has 23 exons.
AUGAAGUGGCAAAUUUUUAAGAGAGUCUUGCCGGAUUCAAUAUUUUUUUGGCUAUUUCUUCUCCUUUUAUAUGGAGCAAGACAUGUGAAGUGUCAGGAGUGCCUUGCAGUCAGGGAUGCUGAAGACCUAAAGUUUGAUGCUCCAGAUACCCACAGCAAUAUUCCAGCGCAAGAAAGAGAACGGGGGGCUCUAUCACCCUUAUUUAGGAUGGUAGAACAUUUCCUGGAUGCAGUGCAACCAAAUCAAUUCCCAAAAGAUUUACUUCGUAUUAUUCUAAACAAUGCCUCAUCACUGAGUACUUCUGAGGUAGCAAGGUACGAGGCUGGAUAUGUAACCUGUGCUGUGAUUACGGUUCUAUUCUUGGUUUUCAUGCUGGUAUUCGGGAUCACAUUUUGCUCGUAUGAGUAUCGCAGGAGGACGAUCUUUGAGAACUGUGAUGGAGUGCUCUGCCAGAGGACGCCGGUAUUUUCAGCUCUUCUGGUGACUUGCCUCAUAUUUGCUGGGCUGGUCCUAACAUUCUACCUCAACCAGAGAGUAAAAGAAGAGGUUGGACCAGGAGUCCAGGACAUAAGAAGCACCCUACAGAACUUCCGCCAUUCACUGUCCAGCAUCCCACAGGCCCUUGAAAAGGUUAUAUAUGAAUUCAACGUCCCCAAAAAUAAAGUUUUCGAAGAUUUAGAGAAGUUUGGGCCUGCCAUCAACCGCUCAGUUGUUGAAAGACUCAAUGAGGAUAUUUAUCCCCGCCUACAAAAUGCUUACCAGACAGCAAAACGGCUGGAAAGAGCUGCUCAGAUUGUCGUGGAUAUGAAUAUAACUUUAAUGAGGUUGCAACAGAGACACAGCAGCAUUAUGACAGCCCUCGUCAACCGUAAAGAAAAGGUGCAGAGCAUUUUAUCUGAUCCACGCUGUGAAAACUGUAAUGAGGCUGCAAGCAUCCUACAAAGAGUGCAGUUGACACAAAACUAUAGCCAGGUACCAUCUUUAGAUUCCUUUGUGAAAAAAUUGUCUAAUGUGAGAAAAAUCAACUUGACAGGACUUUUUCAACAAGGAAUGAGAUCUUUGAAUGAAAUGCCAAAACUUGUGACGUCACAGACCUCCAGAAGCACUGAUGAUGUUAGAAAUGCACUGAACAGCGUGCAGCAGGAAAUCAAUUUGUACGCAAGCAACAUCCCUAUAAGGCAGUACAUUGAUCCUAUUAGCAAAGCUUUGCUGGAUAUUGAAUACAAGACCAGUUCAUAUGGGCAAGACUUGCAAUACUACGACUAUUACAGGUGGAUAGUAGGAAUUGUGUUGAGCAGCAUUAUUCUAGUAAUUGUUGUCUGUACGCUGCUGGGACUCAUGAUCGGAGUUUGGGGUCUUUAUCUGAAACAGGAUCCCAUCGAUGCAACACUGAGACAAAGGAUUGGAGCAGGAUUUCUUAUAGUAGAUGUUUAUCUUACCUUCUCAUUCUCCUGGCUGCUCAUAAGCUUAGUAUUUGUCACAUUUCUUGUUGGUGGAAAUGUUCAGACCCUUCUGUGCAGACACUGGGACAAUAAGGAUAUAUAUAGGUUUUUAGAUGAUCCUAGAAACCUUCCACAAAAUGUAAAUUUGAAAAAACAGCUUGGACUUAAGGACAAUUCCAGUUUCACAGAUAUGUAUCAACAAUGCAAGGGCGGAGCUGCCUUCUGGGAUGUUCUGAAAUUUCAAAGUCCAAUUGAUCUGGACAGUGCAUUCAAUAUCACCAAGUACACUGCUGAUCUCCAAUUUAAGAUUAAUAACUUUACAGUGGACGUGCGAGCACUAACUUUUUUCACAAGGAUUUCCAUUCUCGUGCUGACAGACUAUAAGAACAGUGGAAUUGAUCAAGUGCCAUUCAGUGGUAUUCUUGCACAGAUACAAACCCCUUUGCUGACAGAAGGUCUUGGACAAGUUACAACAGCUCUGGAACAACUUGCUGCCAUCCAGAGUGAUUCAGAGAUAAAAAUCCAGUUAGAGAAUGAAGUGGCUGCGCUGAGAGACCUACAGAAUUCUACUCUUAAAGAACAGGAGGCUGAUGUGGAGAGGUUUAAGGACAGUUUACAAUCACUGGCAAACAUUUCUUCAACUCUGCAGGCUGGAAUAGAUAAAGCAAUAAGCGAUGUCCAGGAUCUACAAGGACCAGUAAUUCAAAGUGCUAUCUGGCAAGUGAAAAAUGAGAGCAGUUGCCUCUUACAACAAGCCAUAAAAUACUUCACCCAAUACUUGGACUGGGUAAAAAAAAAUGUAAUUGAGGACAUCUCCUCUUGCAGAUCAGUAUCUGUGACAUUGGACAACGCCCGUGUUAUAGUCUGUAACCACAUUACUGAUCCCUGGAAUGGCUUUUGGUUUUGCCUUGGCUGGUGUACCUUUCUCCUCAUUCCUAACAUCAUUUUAAGUAUUAAAGCUGUGCAGCAUAUCACUCCUUUUACAACCGGGCCACUUCACACCUGCCCCAAGGAGGAGGAGGAAGAGGAGAAUCUCUUCUCAAUAUCACAAGAUGCAGAACCAAAGAAGGUCUCAUCUCAUGGGAAAUAUGGACAGAUAUAUUUUAAGAAAAAUGGCAGAAGACAGACCAAUACUGAAACUGCACUUUAA